Messenger RNA from Pleurotus ostreatus (oyster mushroom), 2007 nucleotides. RefSeq names its product putative electron transfer flavoprotein subunit (gene CIR1). The transcript has 3 exons. Gene Ontology annotation, molecular function: RNA polymerase II cis-regulatory region sequence-specific DNA binding; zinc ion binding; DNA-binding transcription factor activity, RNA polymerase II-specific. NCBI's taxonomy places the organism in Eukaryota, Fungi, Basidiomycota, Agaricomycetes, Agaricales, Pleurotaceae. The coding region runs from base 1 to 2007 and encodes 668 amino acids. The record is from RefSeq and is a predicted model, not a curated record. Gene Ontology annotation, biological process: positive regulation of transcription by RNA polymerase II; negative regulation of transcription by RNA polymerase II.
AUGUCACCGGUAGUUUUGGAAGCCCCAGCGAUGAGCAUGAACAUGCACAGCACGCCCAUGUCCCCCAUCGCACGACUUUCUCAGUUCUCGCCGAACGGCACGUCAGAUCUUAUUCGCAGCAACGAGUCGCUGUCGUCCCCAGUCUCGUCGCCAUUGCCUCCGUCGGAUCGACCACAAGCUGCUGAAUUGCUCCCCCUCGACCCAUUGACUCCUUCAAACUUGUCAAGCGAUCAAAUUGACCCCAGCUUGAUGAAUUCUGAGAAAGACAAAGCUUCACGGGGUCCUUGCCUCAAUUGCGGUAUCAAGGACACUCCUCUAUGGCGGAGAGAUGCAGACGGUAAUCCUUUGUGCAAUGCCUGUGGUCUCUAUCAAAAAUCAAAGCGCAUGCCUCGCCCUUCACCACUUGGCCGGACUCCUCCUCCAACGACCCAUGCAGCCAAUCAGCCUAUUAAGUCUGGCACGCAACCGUCGCCGUUCGCCGUCCCAAAGCCUAGCACCCCUCAACCAACUACAAACGGCAGGCAGCCCAACUCUCCGACGAUGGCUACAAACCAAUCGCAAAGUAAAUCCAGUCAUGCUGCUGGUACCUGUCCAGGCGAUGGACGAUGUGACGGUACGGGAGGAACAUCAGCGUGUAAUGGGUGCCCGACGUAUAAUAAUACUUUGGCCGUAACAGCGCGCUUGGAGAUGGAGGGUGCAGCCCAGGAAGCGAAUGCUGGAGAACAGACGCCUGCCGGCCUUCAAGGGCCAGGAUCUCCUACGCACCCUGAAGCCUCGUCGCCGGAAGCGACUGGGAGCCCGGAGGCCGGGCAUUCUACGCCAGGGGGCAAGAAAGCUCGUGCGGCCGUUGGCGCAUUAAGCUGUUUCAACUGUGGGACGAGCACGACGCCCUUGUGGCGGAGGGACGAUGUUGGCAAUAACAUUUGUAAUGCUUGUGGGCUUUACUUCAAGCUACACGGGACUCACCGUCCGAAUUCUAUGAAGAAGACGGUUAUUAAGCGGAGGAAAAGAGUACCUGCUGCACCUGGUAUGGGUGGAACUUCUGGUCCAAUAACUCGUAUGACCGACCAAGCUGCCGCUGAAACUCUAGUUUCGGUUGGACGGUUUGCCCCCGGUGGAAGUGCUCCAGGUACCGCUGGCGAAGAAAGUGAAGCAGAAGCCUCAGAACCACCCAAGAAACGCAGAAGCAGGAAGAGUCGGAUUACCGCCAACGACAAACGCGGGGACGACGACGUGGCCAUGGAAGGGACCGAAGAGGAAAACCGAGAGAGCGAUCGGGAUAGAGAACGCGAUUCGCGAAGGAAAAAACCCAAGGAUAGCAGUUGGGGUGAAGGAGGUUCGCCCCCACGCGCCGGUUCUGGUGCUCCUUCAGAUAUUCGUUUUGCUCACCUUCAGCGCCCUGGCUCAGGUUCAGGUUAUGCUUCUCCCCAUCCUAUGGGGCUUGACCUUCCACCGCUUCCGGGACUUAGCGGCGAUCCUAACCGUCCUUUCCUAGCACACUUUUCGGUACCUCCAUCAAGUUUCAUACGGUCGGGGUCUGCUGCGCCUAGCAGAACUCAUUCACCCAUGGGCCCACCAACGCACGCGCUCCACUUACACUCAGGUUUUUUGCCACCACCUCCCCCUCAUUUGAUGGGUGGAGGGCCUUUCCACCCAGAUCACCCUUUCAAUAUCGCACCGUUCAUCGGUAACGGUCCCGUUACAGUUCCCGACUUGGAGAGGCAUUAUAUGGAGCUUGAGACCUACAAAAAGGUCUUUGAAGAUCUAGCCGCAAAGACGGAACGGAUGAUGAUGUCGGUGAAAAAGGGGAUCGAUGACAUGAAGGGUCCGACCAGUAGCUCGCCUCCCCCGCAGCCUCCACAAACCUCGCCAUCCCCAACUCCUCAAGCAUCCACGCAGGAACCUCCAUCUCCUGCGCAGGUUGCUAUUCCGCUGGCUCGUAGCGCGGCUCCUACUAGGGACCGACCUCGGGAAAAUGUUUGGCCCACAGAGCCGGCUAGGGAAUAA